AUGGAGAGCUCCCGCACAGUGUCUCACUCCUUGGGGUGGAGGGGAGGGCGUGAAGAUGGACAUCCCCAAAACAGUCUUGGGCAGCCUUGCUCCAGAAGGGAGCGGAACUGCAGCACUGCAGCACUGCCCAGUGGGCCUUGCUGUCCCUGGGACUGGAGGCCCUUCGGAGGGGUGGGCAGGUCAGGGUAGGGUGUGCCGCCGUCCUACCACGGCCAAGAGUCGGUGGGUGCGUGCGGGAAUUUGGGAGCAGCCCGGAGCCGUGGGGGCAGCGCGGGGCUCCGGGGAGCGCACGGCGCGUCCUCCGGCCGCCAGAGGGCGCGGGCGGGACGGGGCGGGGCGGGACAGGAGGAGGAAGUGACGGCGGCGGCGGGGCCGGAGAGCGUGAGAAGAAUGGGUUCCGUGUCAGAGGAGCUCAGCUUGGUCCCCUUGCACCAGAGGCCGGAGCUGCUGGAAGCGUGUGCCGAGCUGCUGGGCGAGGAGUGGGGCAAAAGCCGGGCGUCGCGGCUCCACUCACUGCAGCGCUCCUCGGACGCCUUUCCCACCUGCCUGCUGCUGAUCCGGAGCCAGGGCCCCAGCGAGACCCCUGUUGCCCGGGAGGGGCCCUGUGAGCUUGUGGGCCAUGUCCGACUGUCCCGCGUGGUUGGCCGUCCCCAUGACCUCUUUGUGGAGAGCGUGGUGGUGGCCCGGGCACUGCGGGGCCAGGGCUAUGGGCGGCGGCUGAUGGAGGCCACUGAACAGUGGGCCCGGGUCCGGUGCUUUCGCUGCCUGCACCUCACCACCCACGACAAGCAGCAUUUCUAUGCCCACCUGGGCUUUGUCCUGGGUGAGCCGGUGCAGAACGUGGCCUUUCUCAGCCCGGCUGUAUCUUCUGAGGUGCUGCGGCUUUUCUCCGCCCCCUCCAGGGCUGCUGCUGCCACCACCACCAGGCCAUGGGUACCCGCUGCCCCAUCACCUCCUCUCCCGCCCCUCACUGUCCCCCCACCGCCUCCCCCACCGACUGUGAUCUGGGCGAGAGGUGUCCUGGCUGAGAGCAGCGAGCAGAGCCUCCUGGAAUCCCCACACCGUGAUGCCAAAGGGGUCCCCAUCUUCUGGAUGAAGAAGGACAUCUGA
This is a messenger RNA of Cinclus cinclus, 1110 nucleotides long. It is a transcript of the gene NAA80, whose product is annotated as N-alpha-acetyltransferase 80, NatH catalytic subunit. Gene Ontology annotation, cellular component: cytoplasm. The record is from RefSeq and is a predicted model, not a curated record. NCBI's taxonomy places the organism in Eukaryota, Metazoa, Chordata, Aves, Passeriformes, Cinclidae. Gene Ontology annotation, molecular function: acetyl-CoA binding; N-acetyltransferase activity. Gene Ontology annotation, biological process: protein acetylation.